AUGGAACCGAACGAAAGCACCUCUGUGCUUCACACUAAAAUCACUAUGGUAGAGAAAGAUCGUCAUUUUGAGUGGAUCGGAAAAACGAAACCUGUUCAUCUUUUGGAUGUUCCUGGGCACUCUCCUAAGCUAGAAGAAUACUUGCCUCUAGCAACCACUCUUGUGUUUGUCGCAGAUGCGAUGGAUUUUCUCCCAAAUUGUCGGGCAGCUUCAGAGUACCUUUACGACAUUCUGACCAAUGCGGGCGUUGUUACAAAUAAGAUCCCGGUUCUGCUUUGCUGUAACAAGACAGAUAAAGUAACUGCAUACACCAAAGAUUUCAUCAGCAAGCAGAUGGAGAAACAAAUAGAGAAACUUAGGGUUUCGAGGAGCGCAAUAUCAUCAGCGAAUGACUUCACUCUCGGGAUUGAAGGAGAAGUGUUUUCUUUUUCGCAUUGCCAUAACAAAGUCACGGUCGCUGAGACGUCUGGACUAACAGGAGAAACAGAUCAGCUACAAGAGUUCAUCAGAGAACACGCCAGAACCAAAAUGUGUGAGCAUCUCAAAGAACACACUUAA
Messenger RNA from Arabidopsis lyrata subsp. lyrata, 558 nucleotides. RefSeq names its product signal recognition particle receptor subunit beta. Gene Ontology annotation, cellular component: signal recognition particle receptor complex. The record is from RefSeq and is a predicted model, not a curated record. Gene Ontology annotation, biological process: protein targeting to ER. The transcript has 4 exons. The coding region runs from base 1 to 558 and encodes 185 amino acids. NCBI's taxonomy places the organism in Eukaryota, Viridiplantae, Streptophyta, Magnoliopsida, Brassicales, Brassicaceae.